CAGCCAGCCAACGCGAAACAGGCGGGCGAGGGCUGCUCGCUGCUCUGCCUCGCGCUCGGGUUUAUUGCUUUGUGGCCCCACCCCCUGUUGGAGGCUCCACUUUAGCUGAGGGGCUGCUGGCUCGCUGACCGACUUGGGGGGCUCCGGCUGGCUGGCUCUCGGCGCGCUUCUCGCCCGCCCCCAAUUCUGGACGCAGAGGCAUGGGGCACCGAGGGGAGGACGCGCCCCUUCUUCUUCUGCUGCUCCUGUCGCUAUUUGCUUCCUGCCACGGGCGUAUUGUGAAGGUGCCUGCAGGUCCUCUAGUGCGAGUUGAGAGCACAGAGGUGGUGAUUCCAUGCAACGUUAGUCAAUAUGAAGGACCCAGCGAGCAGAACUUUGACUGGGAGUUCUCUAGAAUCUCUGCUCCGGACUCUAGAUUUGUACAAGUAGUGAGUACUUGGGACCCUUGGUUCACGUCUCAGGAGUAUAAAGAUCGGGUUGACGGUAAAGAGAUCACAUUGAGGCGAAACAGCAACAACUCUGUGGAACUCGUGAUUGGAAACAUCCGCCCUGCUGACCAAGGGAUGUACCGAUGCACAACGCCCAGCACAGAUUCUGUCGUUCAGGGAAAUUACAAUGCCGUAGUUGAAGUCAAAGUGAUUGCGGAUGGCUUAACCAUUGGUGGGUCUAAAGCUACAUCCACUUGGAACUUAUCAGAAGGAGAUGCAUUUCAGUUGCGCUGCUCAGCAUCCACCAAUUCUUCAGAACACACACAUCUGCACGUGUCUUGGGAAUUCAGAAAUGGGUUUGCCUGGCAAGAAAUUCUCUCCUUGACGCAUGAGGGCAAGUUCCAGCCUGGUUCAGAGUAUAACGAGCGCUAUAUCAGUGGAGAUGUGCGUUUAGAUGCCAUGGCCAAUGACAUUUACCGCUUGUCUGUGUCCCAGGCUCUUCCAACAGAUGAAGGUGCCUACAGGUGUCGAGUGAGUGAAUGGGUUAAAGGUGCAGAUGCUUCAUGGCAGAAGAUCCAAGAAAAGGCUGUGGAUAUAGCAAAUGUGGUGGUGCAGCCAACAGCUUUAGGUGUGUUCAUCACCAGAAGCAAUGUAUCUGUGACAGAGGGAGACUCCCUUGACCUUACCUGCAACUUCACAACAGACAGAAGUGGUAUCUUCCAAGCAGAAGUCAGGUGGUACUUCAGUGAAUCACCUGAUAGCACCAUGGCAGAAGCUCAGGUUUUGCUAAGUGCAGACCGUGAUUCUGUUGUUAGUGAUUCUACCCUCAUCAGCCUCAGCCAUGUCGAUCGGAGUUCUUACCACCUAUUGGUACGUGAUGUGAGCACUGAAGAUUCCGGUUACUACUACUGCCAAGCAACUCUCUGGGUGCCACAGCACAAUGGUAGCUGGCACAAGGUAGCAGAGAGGACAUCUGUGCCUGUCACUGUGGAGGUGUUGGCAUUAGAGCCAAAUUACCAUGUGUUUCUGAAUGCGACUAAAACACCUAAGUAUGCAGAAGAUCCCACAGAAUUGGAAUGUAGGAUCACAGAGGCGCAGAACACUGAAACAAAUGUGCGUUUCACUGUCUCAUGGUACUACCGAUUACCUAUGCGCAGUGAUGAAGUAGUGAAAGAUGAACUUCUUGCCACCAUGGAUGCAGACUGGACGCUGGUAGUUGGGGACAGAAGCAAACAACGGGCCCAGAAUGGGGAAAUUAUUUUCUCUAAACCAACUGUGGACACCUUCCGCUUACGAAUCCAGUGGACCUCUGAAGUAGACAGAGGAGAUUAUUAUUGUGUAAUUUCUUCAUGGAGCAGGCAACGAAAUAACAGCUGGAUAAAGAUCAAGGAUGUGGCUUCCGUGCCUGUAAGCAUUUUAUGGUCUACACAAGGUAGGAAUCUUGUACAGCCUGACUUUAAAAACUUGUGAUGCAAAUUGUUGGUGACUC
This is a messenger RNA of Lacerta agilis (Sand lizard), 1917 nucleotides long. RefSeq names its product prostaglandin F2 receptor negative regulator-like. Bases 201 to 1898 code for a protein of 565 amino acids. The transcript is spliced from 5 exons. Lineage: Eukaryota; Metazoa; Chordata; Lepidosauria; Squamata; Lacertidae. The record is from RefSeq and is a predicted model, not a curated record.